AUGCAGUUCUUCUUCCCCCGGCGAUAUCGCCACCGCAAGAUCAUGCUCUGGAUGAUGGCUGGAGAGCUUCCGAUCACGAUCGUCAUCUUGACUCUGACGGGUAUCGCAUCGCACAAUCUGUAUCAAUCUUUGCUAUGGCAAGAUGGUGCAGACAAUGGUUUCAACAGUGCCCCAAAUGAAGCACUGUAUGCCGCUGCUAAUUACCGUCCAUACACGGCGCCGAUGGUGUGGUCAUCCUUCUUGACCAACUACAACCUGGUGAUCGGUGUGCUGAGCACGUUUUUGUGGAUCGUGAAAUUCCCCAUUCACUGCAUGCACCUGUUCUUCCCUCCCAUCGCGGCGGUAGUCCAUGGAUCCAUCAUGGUCCUGUGGAUUGUGUCGGCACGGUAUCAAGCAGGAAGUGACAUGUCGGACCCCAAGCACCCUCAGCCAGGACCGCCAUGGUACAUUUCCAAGAGCUGCAGUGUCGCAGCCCACAAGUCGAACGUACCAUAUUGCGAGCAGGCCAAAUCACUCUUCGCUGUCUCCAUCAUCCUGAUCGUAUACUACUGCGUCGAACUCGGUUUCAGCAUUCACUCGUGCUUCAUUACUCCAGAGGAACGCGAAGAGGUCCUGGAGCAGCGAGAGGAGAAAAAGAUCGAAAAGGAAUUUGAGGAAGAGAUCCUCAAGUCUCCCAGCAUGAUCCCCAUGACUCCAGGCCCAAUGUCACCCGGCCACAUGACCCCAGGCUUCAUGCCUCAACGGGUGUCCCCACACAUGUUCACCCCGCGCACUCUCGGCUUCAACCGACUGGGUGCCAAUAACGGAAGUACAUCGUCGGACCUCCCCUUGCGGAACACCCCCGGCAUACCUGCGCCCCAAAUGUCCGCGCAUAUAACGACCCAGGAGAUCGGGGCAAGCGCUGCAUCACCCAUGUACUUCCCUCCGCCACCGAAGAAGCCAAGCAAGAACUGA
Molecule: messenger RNA, 954 nt
Organism: Penicillium maclennaniae
Lineage: Eukaryota; Fungi; Ascomycota; Eurotiomycetes; Eurotiales; Aspergillaceae
Exons: 4
Coding region: 1-954 (317 amino acids)
Source: RefSeq, a predicted model, not a curated record